This is a messenger RNA of Eucalyptus grandis, 408 nucleotides long. RefSeq lists its product as uncharacterized. The record is from RefSeq and is a predicted model, not a curated record. Gene Ontology annotation, molecular function: electron transfer activity. The transcript has 2 exons. NCBI's taxonomy places the organism in Eukaryota, Viridiplantae, Streptophyta, Magnoliopsida, Myrtales, Myrtaceae. The coding region runs from base 1 to 408 and encodes 135 amino acids.
AUGGCAAGACUGAGGUAUGCAGGAAUUGUGUUGAUGGUGAUAGCCACAACCAUGGCGAUGACUGAGGCCAGAACUAUUGUUGUUGGUGGAUCUGAGAACUGGCGUUUCGGCUACAACUACACAAACUGGGCUCUUAAAAACAGUCCCUUCCACAUCAACGAUAAACUUGUUGAGGUGUUCAAGUUUGAUGCACCCCACAACAUGUACUUGCUGCCCAACCUGUAUAGCUACCUCAAGUGCGACUUCAGGAGUGCGAAGCUUCUCGCUGGUGCACCAAAUGGCGUUGGAGAAGGGUUCGAGGCCGUGCUGAACCAAUGGAGGCUUUACUACUUUGCUUCCUCUAACGACAAGAACUACUCGGAUGGCUUGAUGAAGUUCUUCGCCAUGCUGCUUCCUCGUCGGCAGUGA